Leptonychotes weddellii (Weddell seal) is the source of this 3554-nucleotide messenger RNA. NCBI's taxonomy places the organism in Eukaryota, Metazoa, Chordata, Mammalia, Carnivora, Phocidae. The record is from RefSeq and is a predicted model, not a curated record.
AUGGUCUUCAUCAUCCCCAUCAUCACCAUCACCACCAUCGACAUCAUCACCAUCGCCUCCGUCCGGUUCCAGCAGCCGCUGUUAAGCCUGGCCACUGCCACCCACACCCACGCCGGGGAGUGGAGGUCUCGACUGCCCUGGCGAGGGGCCGGGAGGGGACCUCGCGUGGAGGCCAGGCUCCUCCCCAGCAGCAGGAGCCGGAGCAGCUUCGAGAAGGGAGCCACGUGGCUGCCCGCGGGCGGUGAGGCCGGGCCCCGAGGGGGGGCUUUCUCUGUGGUCCGGCGCUGUGUCAAGCUCUGCACCGGCCAUGAGUAUGCAGCCAAGAUCAUCAACACCAAGAAGCUGUCGGCCAGAGAUCACCAGAAGCUGGAGAGAGAGGCUCGGAUCUGCCGUCUUCUGAAGCAUUCCAACAUCGUGCGGCUGCAUGAUAGCAUCUCUGAGGAAGGGUUCCACUACCUGGUCUUUGAUCUGGUCACGGGCGGGGAGCUGUUUGAGGACAUCGUGGCCAGAGAGUACUAUAGCGAGGCGGACGCCAGUCACUGCAUCCAGCAGAUCCUGGAGGCGGUUCUCCACUGCCACCAAAUGGGGGUCGUCCACAGGGACCUCAAGCCCGAGAACCUGCUCCUGGCCAGCAAGUGCAAAGGGGCGGCCGUGAAGCUGGCGGACUUCGGCCUGGCCAUCGAGGUGCAGGGGGACCAGCAGGCAUGGUUUGGGUUCGCUGGCACACCAGGCUACCUGUCCCCAGAGGUCCUGCGCAAGGAGGCCUAUGGCAAGCCGGUGGACAUCUGGGCGUGCGGGGUGAUCCUGUACAUCCUGCUUGUGGGCUACCCCCCCUUCUGGGACGAGGACCAGCACAAGCUGUACCAGCAGAUCAAGGCAGGAGCCUACGACUUUCCGUCCCCCGAGUGGGACACGGUCACUCCUGAAGCCAAAAACCUCAUCAACCAGAUGCUGACCAUCAACCCCGCCAAGCGCAUCACAGCACACGAAGCGCUGAAACACCCGUGGGUCUGCCAACGCUCCACCGUGGCCUCCAUGAUGCACAGGCAGGAGACCGUAGAAUGCUUGAAAAAGUUCAAUGCCCGGAGGAAGCUCAAGGGUGCGAUCCUCACCACCAUGCUGGCCACGAGAAAUUUCUCAGUGGGCAGACAGACCACCGCUCCGGCCACAAUGUCCACCGCGGCCUCCGGCACCACCAUGGGGCUGGUGGAACAAGCCAAGAGUUUACUCAACAAGAAGGCUGACGCGGUGAAGCCCCCUACAAACAGCACCAAAAACAGCACUGCUGCCACCAGCCCGAAGGGGACACUUCCUCCGGCCGCCCUGGAGCCUCAAACCACCGUCAUUCAUAACCCCGUGGACGGGAUCAAGGAGUCAUCGGACAGCACUCACACCACCAUAGAGGACGAGGACACAAAAGCGCGGAAGCAGGAGGUCAUCAAGAUCACCGAGCAGCUCAUCGAGGCCGUCAACAACGGGGACUUCGAGGCCUACGCGAAAAUCUGUGACCCAGGCCUGACCUCGUUCGAGCCUGAAGCUCUGGGCAAUUUGGUCGAAGGGAUGGACUUCCACAGAUUCUACUUCGAGAACCUGCUCGCCAAGAACAGCAAGCCCAUCCACACGACCAUCCUGAACCCGCACGUGCACGUCAUCGGGGAGGACGCCGCGUGCAUCGCCUACAUCCGCCUGACGCAGUACAUCGACGGGCAGGGCCGGCCCCGCACCAGCCAGUCCGAGGAGACGCGCGUGUGGCACCGCCGCGACGGCAAGUGGCAGAACGUGCACUUCCACUGCUCGGGCGCGCCCGUGGCCCCGCUGCAGUGAAGAGCUGCGGCCGGCUUCGCGGGACAGACUCGGUGUUUGGAGCCCGGCCGCCCUCCCGUGGCCUGCCUGUCGCAUGUUUGUGUCUGCCUCGUUCCUCCCCUGGUGCCUGUGUCUGCAGAAAACCAAGACCGGACGUAAUUUCUUUUUAACACCAAGAUGACGACCACCACACACACACACAAUUGAUGUUGGAUGAAACAGGAGAACAAAACAAAGGAAAAAGCUGUACAAAUCACUGGCAUUUGUGGGGCUUCGAACCGACGGGCACCCCCCCCCAUGCUCCAUGUGUCUGUCCGCCCCUGGCCCCUCGGGGACCGGUGGGGCAGUGACCGCAUCCACAGGGGCCGGGCUGAGGACCUGCGUGUGUUAGAUCUGCAUCCCCCCGCCGUGCAUGGCUGCGGUCAGGAGUGCCGGCCACCUGGGGCCAGGGGGACCUGAGCACGGCUGUUCCCCUCCCUUCCUCUCAUGCCCCCAGCAUGGACGAGCAGUGCAGAGGCCGGGCCAGCCCCCGGGGCCCCGAUGAGCCAUCUGAGACGCCCCCGCGGGCCCAGGGCUCCCACUCCGGUCCCUCUAGGGCCGGGGAGGUGCAGACCUCACGCCUGGCGGGAGACUGACCAAGAGGACACUGUUGGCGGCAGCCCCAUUGGGGAGGGGAACCCUUGGGCCGGCCUCCCUCCUGUUCGGGGUGCCUCCCCUUCUGCCCACCUCUCUCCUCGCCAGCUGGUGCGGCCACAGAGGGGCUCCGGGCUUGGUCAAGACACAGGAAGGGGAGGGGGUCAGAAAGCGGGUGAGUGGCACCCUGGGCUCCCGGUGGGCACGGCACGUGUUUGCGGACGGUGCUUUUGGAGUCUGGCCCAGAGCAGAGGGAGGGCCGGCUGCCCUGGGCCUGAAGGGCAGGGCGCGGCGGGCCCCCCACCCCCACCAGGCCUCUCCAGGCUGCAGUGUGGGACAGGGACCACGGGAUGAGAAGAGAGGCUGGGCCCAUCGCGAGGCACCCCCUGCGUGCUGGUGGGCACCGUGGUGAGGCUCGGGGAUGGGCCCUGUGGUCAGAUGGCAGCAGAGAGCGCCCAGGGUAGCUGGCCAGGUGGGGUGGUCGGGUUGUGAUCGCAGAGGGUGCGGGACCCUGCCGCUCCAAUACCUGCCCCUUAAAUCACAUUUGCAACAAGGAUUUUCUUUAUCUUCCCCCACAAAUUAAGCCAAGGGAGGGGCACGGAGUGGGGAACGGGACACAGGAUGCUGGUCUCCCAGGGGACUGUCCAUCAGCAGACACUCAGAAUGGACACUCACCUGCCCGUCCACGGCUGUGCUCAGGACAGCUGUCCCCACCCAUGGACACAGGGUAAACAUCCGCCAGGCUCCCUGGGCCGCGGGCAGCGGCAGGGCUCACCGGGGACAGCGUGUGGCCCGACCACCCUCACCUCCGGGGCCCUCCUCCCCUCCUCCCCUCACCUGUUAUCUCCACGGAGCUGCCUGUCUGGGAUAAUUUGGGGAUUUUUUCUGGGGGAUAGUUCUUUUGCAUGACCCCUCUCGAGCAGGCCACACCUGCUCGUCUAGCUAGAUGUCGGAGGUGUGGCCACUCUGCGGAGGGCCGGCUGCCCACAGUGCUGGCCGGCCCCCCUUCUCUCUUUUUGCUGAGUUCCAUUGUCUUUUCUUUCUGAGCCUUGUAAGUGUAAAAAAUCAUUAUUUUGUUCUGUCUCGGGAAACUGCAAAUAAAAGAAAAACAGGACAAA